AAAAGACUCAAAGCCAAAGCUAUGAGAAUAAAGUAGAAGAUAAGGAGAUGGACACAUCAACUUCCCAUUUCCCCUACUUUCCUUCGCUUCCCCUCUAAGCCCCCCUCCACCUCUGUCUCUUUCUCUUUCCAUUCUUUUUUAUUUUCUUUUUUCUUCUUUUAAAUACAUACUUAACAUAGAACAAACUUGUUGCAGAGACUGAAUAUGAGUUCUUCAGCUAGCACCCCAAAUCCUUGGACACCCUAUGAUACUUAUAAAGAUUGUUCACAAGGACUUUGUAGCAUAUAUUGUCCACAAUGGUGUUAUCUCAUUUUCCCACCUCCUCCUCCUUUUAGCAUUAAUGAUGAUGAUGAUAAUUCUGGAACUGAUUUCUCACCUCUGAUUAUAGCAGUUAUUGGCAUCCUGGCAAGUGUAUUUAUCUUGGUAAGUUACUAUACUAUCAUCUCCAAGUAUUGUAGACGGCGUAGGCAGGAUCAUACAAGGUUACAGUUGAAUGAAAGCAGGGAUGAAUUGAAUCAUGAUGGAUGGCAAGCUGCUUCAGAAGGGUUAGAUGAAGGUCUGAUAAAGUCUAUAACAGUUUGUAAGUAUAAGAAAGGUGACGGUUUGAUUGAAGGAACAGAUUGUUCGGUUUGUUUAAGCGAGUUUCAAGAAGAUGAGAGUUUGAGAGUGUUGCCAAAGUGUAACCAUGCUUUUCAUGUCCCUUGUAUUGAUACUUGGUUAAAGUCGCACUCUAGUUGUCCCCUUUGCCGUGCCAAUAUUGCAUCCACCAAUUCUUUGCCUAACCAACUGGCGGCGGUGGCGGCGGCGGCGGCGGCGGCGACAAUCCAGGAAGCUCCCCGUAAUGUUAGUACUCUAUCUGCAUUUGAAUACCAGCAAAGAAAUGACGCUAUUUCAGUGAUCCAGGAUUUGGAAAUGGGUGUUAGAGAAGAGGCUGUCAUUACCCUUGUUGUUAGUGAUGAUGUUGGGGAUAUGGGGAAUGCGAAAGAAAGUAGCAGCAUGAUAGGAAUUGGACAGGAUGGGAAUGGAAUCCAACCAUUGAGAAGGUCCGUUUCAAUGAGUUCUUCUCUUUGUCAAGGCCAAGUUUUCUCCGUUGCUGAUAUAUUACGCAUUAGUGAAGAAGAUGAGGAUCUCCAAAUGGAAUGUCAUUUCCAAUCAUCAUUGGGAAUUGGAUCCUCAAAACAAUUUGAUGGAGAAUAUUGCAAGUCAAAUUGCAGAAAUGGGGUUCUCAAUCUGGUCAGAAGUCCUCUAGCAAUGAAGAGAUCCAUUUCCACAGGAAGAUUUAUGUUCUCCAGGUAUGAAAAGGAUCGAAAUUCUAUUCUCCCCAAUUGAAAACUCAAUUUUUCUGUGCAUAAAAACCAGGAUUUCAAUUUUUUAGUCCUCUGUAACAUGUUAGACACACCACAGUGGAGAUCUCAGAUUUUUAAAUAUGGACUGAUCAGAUUCUUACAUUUGCUGAAUCCAUAUCCUUACAUGGUGUCCUAUCCUAGAUUUCUCUCUGUAGAUUUAUUUUUCUUCUGAAUUCUUGUGGCCUAAACUUCGCUUCACUCUAUUGUGCAUGAUUGAAUGAAGGAUCUUGAAUAUAACCAGUUGCAAUUGUUAAAAUGAUUUCUUCAAUCAAACCUCCACGUAGAACUGAUUUGCAGAAAUGGAGAAUGGAAACAGUUAAAUAUUGUGGAAGUUCUUUUCAUUGAUUUA
This is a messenger RNA of Theobroma cacao (cacao), 1695 nucleotides long. Its product is annotated as RING-H2 finger protein ATL52-like. The record is from RefSeq and is a predicted model, not a curated record. Gene Ontology annotation, molecular function: transferase activity. Gene Ontology annotation, biological process: protein ubiquitination. Lineage: Eukaryota; Viridiplantae; Streptophyta; Magnoliopsida; Malvales; Malvaceae.